AUGUUUGACGUCUGUAAAGCAGAGAAUACCUCCGGGUUGAAGGUGGUGGUGCGUGAGAAGAUCCUCAGCAUUGUCUUUCGCAGCGUGAAGAAGGAAGGAGAAUGGAAGGUGCUGACCAUGGACCAUCCCAGCACGCACAUCCUCUCGUCGUGCUGCAAGAUGUCUGACAUCAUGGAAGAAAGCAUCACGUUUGUGAAAGAUAUUGAUAAGUGCUGGGAGCCAAACCCCAGCCUGGAGGCCAUCUACCUGCUCAACCCUGUGGAGAAGACUCUGAUCAGUGACUUCCAGGGCACCCCCACCAACUACAAGGCGGCUCACGUCUUCUUCAUCAGCCGUGAGUAUCAGGGGGCAGUGGAUCCCCCAGCUGGGAGCCUGGCCAGCGACACACUGGGAGUGGGGGGGGUCUCUCUCUGCCAGCAGGCCAGUGCCCCAGCAGACCAGACCGAAUCCUCUCCUGAGCCUCUGUUCAAGGAGCUGAGGAAGUCACGGAUCACCAAGACCAUCAAAACCCUCAAGGGGAUCAACAUGGCCUCCCUGCCCUACGAGAGCCAGGUGAGGGGUGGCUGGGAUUUGGAGGAGCAGGGCCGUGGGGUGAAUGUGGGUGACGGGUCUCUCUCUCCUGUGCUCCAGGGCCCUGACAAAGUUCACUCUCAGCUGCUGAUUGUGGACCAAAGCUUCGACCUGGUGUCCCCACUGCUGCACAAGCUCACCUACCAGGCCAUGGCCUACGACCUGCUCAGCAUUGAGAUCAACACCUACAAGUACGAGACAACAGGGACCAGCGACUCGCGGGAGAAGGAGGCGCUGCUGGAUGAAGAUGACAAACUCUGGGUGCAGCUACGCCACAUGCACAUCGCUGACGUCUCCAUGAAGGUGACGGAGCUGCUGCACACCUUCUCUGAGAGCAAGAAGCUGACCACGGACAAGGCCACCAUCGAGGACCUGUCCCAGGUGGUGAAGAACUUGCCCCAGUACCUGGAAGAGCUGAACACGUACUCCACACACCUGAACCUGGCUGAGCACUGCAUGCGGGACUUCAAAGGAUUGGUGGAGAAGCUGUGCAGAGUGGAGCAGGACCUGGCCAUGGGGACUGACAUGGAUGGGAAGAAGAUCAAGGACUCCAUGAAGAUCAUCAUACCCAUCCUGCUGGACCCCAGCGGGCAGGCCUAUGACAAGCUCCGCAUCAUCCUGCUCUACAUCUUGAAGAACGGUGUGAGCGAGGAGACCCUCUGCAAGAUGAUCCAGGAUGCCAGCAUCCAGCAGCAGGGCAACAUCAUCCACAAUACGCAGCUCCUGAGCACCUCCUUCAUGCCUGGGCCAUCCCAGCCCCUCCUCCCAAUGGGGCCUGGCUUGGCCACCAGGUCCAAGGUUCCUGCUGCUUGGCCCCUGCUGACCUGUCCUCCCCCCCCCCGCCUUAUCCCCCAGGAUAUCAUUGAGGACAGACUGGACAGGGAGUUGUGGCCCUUCGUGUCAGACCCGGUCCCUUCCACCAGCUCCCAAGCUGCUGUCAGCGCCCGCUUUGAGCAUUGGCACAAGAACAAGCCAGCGGCUGAGUACCCGACGGGCCCAUGCCUCAUCAUCUACAUGCUGGGUGGGGUGUCCAUGUCUGAGAUGCGCUGCGCCUACUAAGUGACCCAGGCCAGCGAGGGCAAGUGGGAGGUGGUGAUCGGUUCCAGUCACAUCCUGACCCUCAAGCGCUUCCUGAAUGACGUCCAAACCCUCAACCAGCUGGUCCCCAAGGAGGCCUAG
Gopherus evgoodei (Goodes thornscrub tortoise) is the source of this 1749-nucleotide messenger RNA. RefSeq names its product syntaxin-binding protein 2-like. The transcript has 17 exons. Gene Ontology annotation, molecular function: syntaxin-3 binding. Lineage: Eukaryota; Metazoa; Chordata; Testudines; Testudinidae. Gene Ontology annotation, biological process: intracellular protein transport; neurotransmitter secretion; vesicle-mediated transport. The record is from RefSeq and is a predicted model, not a curated record. Gene Ontology annotation, cellular component: plasma membrane; secretory granule.